AUGAUAAUGGGUGAAAGUGAUGAAUUUGAUAUUGUAUUGUUGAAUGGACGCGUAAUGGAUCCUGAAUCGGGUCUCGAUGAUAUUCGAAACAUUGGAAUUCGAAAUGGAACUAUUACCGCUAUUGAUACAAAACCUUUGUCUGGUAAAAUAAUUCUAGACGUUAAAGAUUUAGUGGUUUGUCCAGGUUUUAUUGAUGUCCACUGUCAUUCACAAGAUAAAGAACAUUAUGCAUUGAAGGCUCAAGAUGGUGUUACAUCUGUAUUUGAGCUUGAAGUUGGCACAAAUGACGUUGAUAAAUGGUAUAAUGAACGAAAAAAUAAUAGUUUAAUCAAUUAUGGUGUUGGCAUUGGACAUAUUCAAGUAAGAAUGAAAAUUUACAAUCAUUCACCAGCAUUUUUACCUAAAGCCGAUUCUCCUGCAGCCAUUCAACAGGCAACGGAUGAUGACUUAGAGAAAAUUAAAAAUGAAAUUGAAUUUGGAAUAAAACGAGGUGCAAUGGCACUCGGUUUCGGUAUUCAUUAUACACCAGGAGCAUCUCGAUGGGAAAUUAUUGAAUGUUUUCGACUAGUAAAAAAAUAUAACAUAUCCGCGCACGUUCACAUGCGUUAUUUUGGUGCACAAGAGGUCGAUGGUAGUAUGGCUGCUUUAGAAGAGAUAAUUGCUGUAUGUGUAUGCACUGGAGCUACAACUCAUAUCUGUCAUAUUCAUAGUACAAGUCUUACAGCUACAUCCAAAAAUCUACAACUUAUUUCAGAAGCAUAUUCAAAUGGUAUUAAUAUAACAACCGAAUAUUAUCCAUACACGGCUGGUUGUAGUUCCAUUGAUUCAUUUAUUUUCGACGGUAAUUGGCGUGAACAACUAAAUAUUGAUUAUAAAGAUUUACAAUAUGUGUCAACUGGUGAACGAUUAACUAGGGAAACAUUUGAGAAAUAUCAUCAAAUUGGUGGAUCUGUCAUUAUCUACUCUAUACCUGAACAAGCUGUUGAUGACUGUAUUAAACAUCCAUUAGCAUUUAUGGCCAGUGAUGCACUUAAAGGUCAUCCGAGGGCGGCUGGUAGCUGUGCACGAAUAUUAGGCCAUUACGUUCGAGAGCGAAACAUAAUAUCACUAAUGGAGGCAAUUAAGCAAAUGACAUUAAUGCCAGCACGGCAAUUGGAAAGUGCAUCGUCCCAAAUGAAGAAGAAGGGGCGAAUCUCGAUUGAUGCCGAUGCUGAUAUUUGUGUAUUUGAUCCUCGUACAAUUCAUGAUCAAGCUACAUAUGAACAGCCAACAAUACCGUCGUCUGGUAUUCAACAUGUUUUAGUAAAUGGUGUUGUUAUUUUGCAAGACAAAUGUUUAAAAAAUAAUGUGACACCUGGAUGUGCAAUUCGUGGUCCUCUAAGUGACUAA
Molecule: messenger RNA, 1389 nt
Organism: Didymodactylos carnosus
Lineage: Eukaryota; Metazoa; Rotifera; Eurotatoria; Philodinida; Philodinidae
Source: the annotation of a GenBank genome assembly